Messenger RNA from Hordeum vulgare subsp. vulgare (domesticated barley), 576 nucleotides. RefSeq lists its product as uncharacterized. Bases 8 to 274 code for a protein of 88 amino acids. NCBI's taxonomy places the organism in Eukaryota, Viridiplantae, Streptophyta, Magnoliopsida, Poales, Poaceae. The transcript has 2 exons. The record is from RefSeq and is a predicted model, not a curated record.
CCCAAAGAUGACGGCGGGCCGGAAGCCGGCAGCGAACCCUGCUGUGUUGUCCCUCCCGUCGUCGGCCGCCCCGUCUAGCGGUGGCCUCCAGGUUGCGCUGGGCUCGGUGGGUGCGAAUGCGAAGGCCAAGCGUUCCAAGGCGACUCCGGUGUCGCAGCGGGCUCCAAGCGCCAGAUCCGAGGCGGCGCUGGGCGACCUUUCUUCUCUGGAGAGUGCUCAACUUUGUCCCGCCGACAAGAACCUGGAGAUCUCAGCAAUUCCUGGGAUAUGGUGAACCUCAAGGGCAAAGGUUUGAAGCUCACUUAAACCUUCAACCCGACAUCACUAGCGGUGACGGGACCCUAUGGGCACGGAGAAUAUGAUGGUUGAAUAUGACACAACUAACAUGUUUGAAGACUUCGUCGAGUCUCUCAAUCUCUUGAGUGGUCAAUAUUUAUGUAUGUCCAUUUAUGAGUUGUAUUAACAACAUAAGUAUUGUUGUCAUCAUAUAUUGUAUAUCACAAUAUAUUGUAUCAGCACUUUGGUACAAAUACAUUUGUAUGUAUUCUAUAUAUCUGAUAGUGAUUUUCUUGAGAA